CCCCCCUCACACUACCUGCCGCAGGUAAAACAGCAGACCGCGUCUCGCAAGCACGCUCAAAGGCACCUCUAAUCCACACCAUGUCGUUCAAGAGCCCUUCCAGGAGUUUCUCCAGCUCAAGUCUUUCUGGCAGCAUGGGGUCAAGGGGCAGUUGGUUCGGGGCCAUUUCCCCAGCCGCUAUAGGGAAUCUGGCAAACACACUGCGUCCGAUCGUGCAGAUCAACAGCAGCACUUUUGCCCCAGCUGAUGAUAAAGAGGCCAUGAAGGGUCUGAAUGACCGUCUGGCGGGGUAUCUGUCAAACGUACGACUCCUGGAGGACUCCAACAAUCAACUGGAGGAGCAAAUCAAAGAGGCUCUGAUGAGGAAAGGAGCUGAGAGCGGCAGAGACUGGAGCGCCUAUGAGAAGAUCGUUGCGGAUCUGAGAAACCAGAUCCAGGAAAUGACUAUGGACAAUGCCAGACAUUUCCUGCAGAUAGACAAUGCGAGGCUUGCUGCUGACGAUUUCAAAGUCAAGUUUGAGUCGGAGCAGGCCAUGCGGCAAGGGGUGGAGCAGGAUCUGGCACGACUCCGCAAGAUGCUGGACGACACUUACAUGGGUCGCAUGCAGCUAGAGAGCCAGAUCGAGUCUAUGAGAGAAGAGCUGGCUUUCCUGAAGAAGAGCCAUGAAGAGGAUGUUGCCAACCUGACAAACCAGAUCAGCGACUCCCAAGUCAAUGUGCAAAUGGAGACUAAAAACAGUGCAGACCUCAAUGAGGUCAUUAAUAACAUCCGCACGCAGUACGAGCGAGCCGUGCAGAAGAGCCGCGAGGAAACUGAAGCCUGGUUUCAAAACAAACUUGACAACAUCACAGCUGAGGUGACUCAGAACACAGAAGCUCUGCAGGCAGGAAAGACCGAGCUGAACGAGCUGCGCAGGCAGAAACAAUCUCUAGAAAUUGACCUGCAGGCUCUGCACAACAUGGUACGGUACACAGAUUACACAAAUUAUCCACUUGACAAAUCACUCAGCAUUCUACACAGUCAGCACUCUCACCUGGCAGACAUGUGCAUCGUUUAAAUGAUUAUGAGAUGU
This is a messenger RNA of Sinocyclocheilus rhinocerous, 1073 nucleotides long. RefSeq names its product keratin, type I cytoskeletal 18-like. The transcript has 5 exons. The record is from RefSeq and is a predicted model, not a curated record. The coding region runs from base 81 to 1058 and encodes 325 amino acids. Lineage: Eukaryota; Metazoa; Chordata; Actinopteri; Cypriniformes; Cyprinidae. Gene Ontology annotation, molecular function: structural molecule activity. Gene Ontology annotation, cellular component: cytoskeleton.